GUUGGCUUUAAGCUAAAUCUAGCGGACGCAAAUACUGCACCAUCGUGAGGCUUGUGGCCUGUGCGAGUUACGUCUUCCCUUAUGAGAAAUUUCAGGCCCGGUUAGCAAGCUGAGGCGAUUGCGACAGCGAAACGACACAGAGCGAGGAGAUCGUGAAUCAAGUGAAGCUCAUGAAAAUUCUAAAAACCAUGUGCGACUUCGAGUUUAACCGCUCAAGGGAACACUGAAUUUUUGGACUAAAAUGGCAAAUCAUUUGCACUUCCAUAAUAUCUCCAACCGAUCGCUAUUAGAAAAGGAGAAAUAUCUGCUACAAGAGUUUGACAUUGGACGAUGCAUCCCUUCCGUUUGUUUGAUCUUUUUCUCGCUAUUGACGAACUCCAUUGUCGUCAUUUCUUACUCUUUGAACCACAAGAUGCGAACUACAACAAACACGAUGGUUUUGAAUCACUGCCUGGUGGACAUUCUCCUUGCCCUAUCGGAUAUUGCUUUUUAUCUCACACCGGCUUAUAUUCCAAGGCUUACGAAUAGCUACCUAUUUUGCGAAUUGUCGGUUUCUCUCGAUAGCCUGCUCAAGGCGGCGUCGAUCCUGAGCAUGAGUGGAAUAGCCAUCGAUAGAUACAUAAACCUGGUAAGACCUAGAAAAAAAAUGACAAAAAAGCAAACUGUAGCGUCCUUGAUAUGGUGCUGGAUGCAAUCUACAAUUGCAGCGAUUCCGUGGCACGCAAACUCUCUCAAGCAUCGAUCUGAAAACUCUCUCAGUCAGCUGGCUCUAGUUUGUCACACUCUUCCUCGCCUAUUUGAGGCGGGGAUGCCGUCGACUGCCUUGUCCAUUUUUCACAAGACUGUGUGCAUAAUGAUUCCUCAAAUGUACAUCUAUUACGUUUCAUGCCGCGUUUUCAGCGCUCUGCGGCGAAGACGGAGGGUGAAAAUAAGAGACAGUUUACUUAGAGUUACAACAUGGCCCAAUUCCGCAAAUAGUUUUGUUGCACGUGCUCAGACAAAGUCGCCGAUCACUGCUAUGGUCCUGUUUCUGCUCUACGUACUUUGCACAGCACCGUUCGUUGUAGCGAUAGUUUGGACGAUGUUACCGGAAAAUCAGGUCCUUUCCUCAGGAGUGGCUUUCACUGUAUACUUCUUCUUUCGUCUCAAGGGAUCUUUAUUUCCGGUGCUGUAUAUUCUAAGAAACCGUGUAGUUUUAAAUUCGCUGCAGAAAUUUACGUGCUGCUCGAAUUUCUCAAGAUUUCAGAGCUGUGGAAUCUCAUUCGAUAAGCGUAAUUCAGGUAUCAACUUCUCCGGGUGGAACUGUGUUACAUCUAAACAAAUAGCAACAAAGGGUUUUCGACGGCGGGAACCCAUGCGGAAAGAAUCAAGUGCCUUCUACUCAAUCAAAAGUGCUAACGUAGAAUUGAACUUCACUGAUCUUAAAACUGCAACUGGAGAUUCUUCAUAAGGGAACGACUGCUUCCUGCCUUAAGGGAAAUCAUUACAACCUAGGAGUCACAGAAAUAAGGUCUAAUCCGUUUCCUAUUAAAAUUUAAUUUCAUGAUUCUGAUUGGAGGUAUACAGUAGUGCCCAGAGCCGAAAUUUAAAAUCAUAAUUAUUUCUUAGCUUGCUACCUUAAAGAGUGCUUUUUAUCUCAACUCAAUGCCAUAGCAACUUAGAGUAUUUCCUUAUAGAUGACCAGUUGAAAGCAAGAGUUUAUAGUCUCUUGCUGGGAGUUAGUUUUGAGCCAGAUUCCAUAAUCUUCUGAUUUAGGGUACCAGUCUUGAGUUAUUGCCUGGGGUGUGAGAGGUGUCACAAUAAAUUUUAUCAGUUUACCCCUUUCCCCCACCCCAUGGUAUUCUGAUGGGCCUCAUUGUCAGUAAAUUUUCUGUUAGCGAGACUGACCCCCACCUCCAUUCCUUCUGAAAACCAUGUGAUCCCCAAAAACCCUCAAACCCACCACCCCUCUCCCCUCCGAAUAGGUCAGUCUCGUCAGCUUCCCCAAAAAGAGUGCUUAUUUCAGGCCUUUUCGUUGUUCUUAACGCAGAAAAAAAAUUAAUCACGUUUUGUUCAAGAAGUCAUACACAUUGUUCUUUCUAUGGCAGUAUCAUGGCUGUAUUUCAUCUGACCGAAAAACAAUUAUUUCCAUAAUUCAAAUUGGAAGUCCAAAACAGCAAGUUAUUG
Messenger RNA from Pocillopora verrucosa, 2166 nucleotides. Its product is annotated as histamine H2 receptor-like. Gene Ontology annotation, cellular component: membrane. Gene Ontology annotation, molecular function: G protein-coupled receptor activity. The record is from RefSeq and is a predicted model, not a curated record. Lineage: Eukaryota; Metazoa; Cnidaria; Anthozoa; Scleractinia; Pocilloporidae. Gene Ontology annotation, biological process: G protein-coupled receptor signaling pathway.